GGUUAGUAUACCAACAAAUCCGGAUCACAUUUCGUUUAAACAAAUGCCACUUGAACAAAACUGAAACCACUGAGUUACGACCCACUGGAUAAGGCGGCCACAAAAUGGACAAGUUGGAGACCGUUAAUUUCCUCCACUUACCGGAUUGUGUGUUGGUCGUUCUCUUUGGUUAUUUAGACGCAACAUCCCUGUACCAGCUAAGCAGGUCCCACCCUAGGUUCAAGGAGGUGCUCGAUGAUUUCAGACUGUGGAGGCACAUUGAUGCGAGGACGGAGCCCAACACGUCCGAUAAAGUCAAUUAUGUUAUCGACAAGAUACACGACAAAACGCACACGGUCAAGUUGAAAGCCAAAUCAAAAUCUGUGGGGGUGAUACCCACUUACUUCUUCGAGAAGACCAUGGACUUUGACAACCUAAAGGUUUUGGCUUUGGAGAACCAGUACAUCGAUGGAUCUGAGUUCAGUAUGAACCUGUUUCCCAAAAAACUGGAGGAGCUCAGCUUAAAAAGAAGUUAUGUGAAAGAUUCUCAAAGCUUUUUCCGGGGAUCAAGUGAAAGACUGCAACAUUUAAGGGUAUUAAUAUUAGAUUACUGCCGCUGGUUAAACUCCAGUUUCGUAAUGUCAACAGGAAAAUACAAAAACUUAGAGAUACUGUCGACAGUAAGAUGUAAAAAUCUAGAAGGUGACGCCAUAAGUUACAUGGGAAUAGCCAAAAAUGGCUACAAGAAUUUGAAAACUUUUGAUUUUAGAUUCACAGUCCUGGGUCCAAUUGUGUUGAAGUGUUUUGCCACUCACAAGUCAAUUAUCUCCUACUACUUCCAACACGAGCGUACAUUUUUGCCUGACUACUGUGAAUCCCCGGCGACUGCUCAGAAAGGCGGCAAAGGAACAUAUCAUUGUGUUGGGGACAUUUCUGACAGAGACUUGUUGGAGUAUUUCAGGUGCGUAGGCACCGAUGUGGUGACCGUUUUGCCACAAAGUGUCCUGUAUGUUGAUCCCUACGGCGAAUGCAAUUGUAACUUUAAGGAUAAGGUGGGAAGUACAAAAGACACGACAAACUUUGAGCUGAACACAGAAGACGAAUUGUACUGCGGUUGCUGCUUCGAGCCGAGAAUGCGGGUGGAUGACGACUCCGACGAGGAGGGCCUGUUGAAGGACGACUGGUUGUGCUCCAAACGUAAAGAACUGAAGAAGAUGAUCCAGGGAAAGAGUGUAUGCAGGAUUGCGUUGGAGUUAUUCGACCCGAGUAACGGCAACCGCUUGGAGAGGCCGGUCACGCGUAGAAUCGAGGACCCGCUGGAGGAGCCGCCGCCACGUCCUUGCAAGCGACGCAGGUUCGAGUACGACCCGUCGGUCGAGGACGAUGCGGAGGCUGCGGGACCCAGUCGCCUUUCCAGAGAACGCACCCUGUCCCUCAGCAAUGUCGUCCUUAUUCGUGGGUUAAUUGAGGGCAACAUACCGGACCCUAAUGUUCGAGUUCAGCCGUUCAUGCAGGUGGAAGUGAAGAAGACGGCGGUCAGGAGGUUGUCACUGAGAGGCUUUAAAGACGUGUCUGACGGUGUCCUGCAAGCGGUCCAACGUUUGAACCUGGAUCUGUUGGAUGUGACCUACACUGGUUGUACCGCUGAAGGCAUUAACUCGUUCCUCGCCUACAACCCCAACUGUCGAGUGGUUCACCCGGACUUUUGUACUUGUAAACCGAUAAUGCCUCUCUAAGUUUUGCGUUUAAAGACGCUGUGAUAUAAUAUAGGUUUAUGUUAAUUUUGUACUGAAACUGAUGGAAAGCAUCAAAUUUUUCAAUUAAGACUUUUGUUAUGUGGGAUGGUAAUUGAUUUCUGUGAUAAUUACCACAGAAAAAUUAAGAAGUUAUAUUAAUUUAUGUACCAUUGCCAUAUACUAAUUUUAUUUAAUUUAUUAUCCAGUAUAUUAAUUAUUGAACUGAAAAUCCCACAUAAUAUACAAAUAUAGAAAGUUUGAGUAUUUUUUAUAAUAAAAAUAAUCAGCCAAAUAAAACCUUUAAUGUGAUAAAAAAAGGUUUAAAAGCAUUUUUCAUCAUUUGUAGGUAUUAAAGACAGUAUAUAUAGGUUCCUAAAAAAUACUCAUUCAUUUAAUAUAUAUGAAUACUUAUUAUAAAUAUGUAUUAUAAUUUGUGUGUAGUUUUUU
Messenger RNA from Aethina tumida (small hive beetle), 2162 nucleotides. RefSeq lists its product as uncharacterized. Gene Ontology annotation, molecular function: protein binding. Lineage: Eukaryota; Metazoa; Arthropoda; Insecta; Coleoptera; Nitidulidae. The record is from RefSeq and is a predicted model, not a curated record. The transcript is spliced from 9 exons. The coding region runs from base 105 to 1715 and encodes 536 amino acids.